UUGCUUUUUUUUAAUAAUUUCUAGCUUAUCAUCGUUUUCUAGAGAGGUUUGAUCAUGAGUGCUCUGCUCUCUGCUGAGAAAGACUGAAUAAAUAAUGACAAGACAGGGCAGUUGCCUGGAAACUGCUCAUCGGCUGAUCGGCGGCCGGUGACUGAUCCAUGGAUGCUGCAUUCCACACUGCCACCUUCACACUCCCUUUGCCUUUUCUUGCUGACAUACACCAGCUCUGCUCUGCUCUGUUCCCGGCCAUGGCCGCCGCGCCGGAGGAGUUCCUCUUCGUCCACCCGGAGCCGCCAUCCCCCUCCGUCUUCCUCGACCUGCCGCCCACGCCUCGCCGCGACGACCCUGCCGCCUUCGACGACAUGGCGCUCCCCUACAUCGCCCGCCUCCUCAUGGACGAGGAGGCCGCCGGUGAAGACAGCUUCUUCUACCAGUACCCCGACCACCCCGCGCUGCUCCAGGCGCAGCUGCCCUUCGCCCAGAUCCUCUCCGAAAACACCGCCUCGCCAUCCGUCUCCGCCGACACUGAGGCUCGUCGGGGCAGCUCUGACUCUGACCACUCGCCCACGCUCGGCUCUCCGGCCGCCGACCAUGCGACGGACAUGGUCACCUCCGCGUUCCUCAAAGGCAUGGAGGAGGCCACCAAGUUCCUCCCCACCAACUACGCCCUCCUCCUCAACCACAACAGCGUGGACGAGGCGGUCAACGGCGGCCAUGCCAGGGGCCGCAAGAACAACAGGCAUGCCGCCGGGUACGAGUACGACGACGCCGACCCGGAGCAGAAGGCGCGCAGGGCCACCAAGCUAGUCGCCCCGGAGCCAGACGAAGACGGUGCCCGCCAGAUGUUCGACGACAUGAUGCUCCGCGAGCGCGACAUAUGCAUGAAGGGCGCGCAGCAGCGCCUCACCGUCGACGCCAACCACAAGGCGCCGCGGCGGCGAAGGCGCCGCGGCGGCACCUCCACCGACGACGCGGUCGACCUGCACGCGCUGCUGCUCCGCUGCGCGCAGGCCGUGGCCACGGACGACCGCCGCUGCGCGCACGACCUGCUGGCCCAGGUCCGCCGCCACUCCUCUUCCACGGGCGACGCCGCGCAGAGGCUGGCGCACUGCUUCGCCGAGGGCCUGGAGGCGCGCCUCGCCGGCACGGGCAGCCGCCUCUACCACUCGCUCAUGGUCAGGCCAACCUCCGUCGUCGACUUCCUCAAGGCCUACCAGCUCUUCAUGGCGGCCUGCUGCUGCAAGAAGGUGGCCUUCACCUUCUCCAACAAGACCAUCUUCGACGCCGUGGCGGGGCGCCGCCGCCUGCACAUCGUCGAUUACGGCAUCAACUACGGCUUCCAGUGGCCGGGCUUGCUGCGCGGCCUGGCUGCCAUGCAAGGCGGCCCGCCGGAGGUCAGGAUCACCGGAAUUGACCUGCCCCAACCUGGCUUCCGCCCCGCGUACCAGAUCGAGGAGACAGGCCGCCGCCUCACCAACUGUGCUCGUGAGCUCGGCGUGCCGUUCAAGUUCCGUGGGAUCGCGGCGAAGAGGGAGACCAUCUCUCCUGAGGACCUGGACAUCGAUCCGGCCGAGGUGCUUGUCGUCAGCAGUCUCUGCCACUUCAGGCACCUGAUGGAUGAGAGCGUCGUCCUCGGCCGCCCAAGCCCCAGGGAUCAGGUCCUGGGGAACAUCCGGAGGAUGCGGCCGGACGUGUUCAUCCAUGGCGUCAUCAAUGGCGCCUACGGCACCACGUACUUCCCGACACGGUUCCGGGAACUGCUGUUCUACACGUCGGCGCAGUUCGACCUGCUGGAGGCGACGGUCCCCCGGGACAGCCAGGAGAGGCUGCUGAUCGAGAGGGACAUCUUUGGCCGGAGCGCCAUGAAUGUCAUCGCGUGCGAGGGCGCAGACAGGGUGGAGCGCCCCGAGACCUACAAGCAAUGGCAGGCGCGGAACCAACGGGCGGGGCUGAGGCAGCUCCCGCUCAAGCCCCAGGUUGUCAAGGUGGUGCUGGACAAGGUCAAGGACAACUACCACAAGGACUUUGUUGUCGACGAGGAUCAGUCAUGGUUGCUGCACAGGUGGAAGGGGCGUGUGCUCUAUGGCUUGUCCACAUGGGUUGCAGACGAUGCUACCUCCUCCAGAUAGAUUUUAGUUUAGCUCCUCUUUUUUGGUGCGCAGAGGAUAGUACCUACCAACGCUGCUGAGAUCUUUUGUCACGUAGGCAUGGCUGAUGAGUGGAUGUUCAUGGAGUAUAGUUGCCAUUUUCGUUU
Panicum hallii is the source of this 2254-nucleotide messenger RNA. Its product is annotated as scarecrow-like protein 9. The record is from RefSeq and is a predicted model, not a curated record. Gene Ontology annotation, cellular component: nucleus. The transcript has a single exon. Gene Ontology annotation, biological process: regulation of DNA-templated transcription. NCBI's taxonomy places the organism in Eukaryota, Viridiplantae, Streptophyta, Magnoliopsida, Poales, Poaceae. The coding region runs from base 159 to 2129 and encodes 656 amino acids. Gene Ontology annotation, molecular function: DNA-binding transcription factor activity; sequence-specific DNA binding.